This is a messenger RNA of Pantherophis guttatus, 2701 nucleotides long. RefSeq names its product cAMP responsive element binding protein like 2 (gene CREBL2). Gene Ontology annotation, biological process: regulation of DNA-templated transcription. Gene Ontology annotation, cellular component: nucleus. The record is from RefSeq and is a predicted model, not a curated record. Gene Ontology annotation, molecular function: DNA-binding transcription factor activity. Lineage: Eukaryota; Metazoa; Chordata; Lepidosauria; Squamata; Colubridae.
GUGUCCUGGAGACGGGAAGCAGCCGGCGGCCUGCCAUGGAGGGAGCGCCUGGUUCUCCUCGGAGCCCGGAUCCAGAUUAGCGGGCGGCAGCGGCGACGACGACGGCGGAGGAGACCCUCCCAGCGGCCUAAUGGACGAAAGCAAAGUAGCUGGUGGCAAAGUGAAGAAACCAGGUAAACGGGGCCGUAAACCAGCUAAAAUAGAUUUGAAAGCCAAACUCGAGAGGAGCCGGCAGAGCGCGAGGGAAUGCAGAGCGAGGAAGAAACUGAGGUACCAAUAUUUGGAAGAGCUGGUUUCAAGCCGGGAAAGAGCCAUCUGUGCUCUUAGAGAAGAACUGGAAAUGUACAAGCAGUGGUGCAUGGCAAUGGACCAAGGAAAAAUCCCCUCUGAAAUUAAAGCUCUCCUGAGCGGAGAAGAGCAAAGCAAGCCUCAGCAGAACGUCGGCAAGAUGGCCAGAGCCGUAAAGAGCGACUCCAACAGCCACAGUUCCAGGUGAAGGUCAGUCCAAGCAGACUGAAGCCCCUAUUUUAAACAACAACAACAACGAAGAUGUUUAAAAAAAAAAAAAAAAAGCAGUAAUCUACGGACUUCGUGUGCUCAUCCUUGGCCAUAUCAUCUGUACAGCUCUACUGCAGUUGGAAGUUUGAGCUGACUUUCCAAAUGAGCCUGACAGCAAGAGGGCAGAAGUAAAAUCCUUUCGAUCCAUUUGAUCUAAUUAAACAACAUCCCGGUGUCUGCAGGAAUAGCUGCUUGAAGCAGAGAAGGAAAGGCCCGAGAUUACGUCAACCCCAAGUUUAUUCCAAAAUGUAUUAGAAACUCGGGUACAUUUUGUGGGUAGAAGUGGCUGAGAAAAAGGGGAGACACCUGUUUUUCCUAGGGAUUGGGCCACCAAACUCUCCUUUGUUGCGUUCAGGCCUAUAAUUAUGCUUUUGAUUUCGUUUUUUAUUAUUUACUGUAUUUAGUGUUUAUUUAAGGAAAAUACUAUAUAUAUAGAGAAGUAGAGUUUAUUAUUCACGGGAUAGCCUGUUUUGCAUUGGAUAUAUAUAUAUAUAUAUAUCAGAGUGUUUUUCAAACGGGGCCAUUUUAAGACGCUCGGACUUCAAUUCCCAGAAUUCCCUAACCUUCAUGGCCAUUGAUGAGAAUUCUGGUAGUUGAAGUCCAUGGACCUUAAGCGGUCAAGUUUGAAAAAAUACCGGUAUAGCGCAUGCUGAUAAUACUUUGCUCUAGAUGGCCAAUAUGUCGCCGCCUUCUUUUCCUUCAGAUGUCUCUGAACUAGUGGAGUUAAGUCUGUACUUGUGGAAUUGUGAAGUCUUUGACUCCCGUGUCAUCUCGGUCGUAAGAUGAUGUACAUAAAGCGAGGGUGCCCUGCCUGCAGUAUGGGGUGAAGAUAUUGGUACGGAUUGUUAGGAUGUGUGAGGUUGCAAUCGUGGGACUCUUCGGCCAAGCAACCCCUCUUUUCGUUGCCGCUGCAUGCACAGAUCAUCGUCUUCGUGGUGUGUCGUGUCGCGGGUGCCUGGUGUGAUACUGCUGUCGCUGUCUUAGCACACAACCAGCCCUUUGUGGAUUGAGUUGACCGUUUAAACUAAGUUCAGUGCUAAAUUCAAGACUUCAUUAAUUACCCUGUUUCCCCCAAAAAUAAGACCCAACUGGAAAAUAAAUUCUAGCAUGAUUUUUCAGGAUGCUCGUAAUAUAAGCCCUACUCCCAAAAUAAGCCCCAGUUAAGAUUGCCAGCCAGAUGGGUCCAUUUAGUAUCGCAUUUCCCCUCAAAUAAGACCUAAGCCCUAGUGCGUCUUUUGGAGCAAAAAUUAAUAUAAGAUCAGGUCUUAUUUUCGGGGAAACACGGUAGGCGAAUGAGUCAUUUGAGCAGCAGCGGAGUAACUCUUCAGCAGCGAAGUGUCGUGGGGUUAGUUUAUAUUUUCUAAACUUGCCUGAUUGCGUCUUCGCUUAGGCUGCUUAUUAAUAGGAGUUGAUGAGUCAAAAUCAUUGCAGUCUUUUUUUUCUUCUUCCGCUCAAUGCAGUCGUGGAGAGGUUUUAUAAGGAAGAUACCCCACCUAGCUGGCUAGAGAAAGGGGGGAACAGAAGCAGCUUGCCCAUUCCCUUCCCCUUGCCUUUUCUCUCUUGGUUGCAAGACCAUAUUGUCUGCUUUUGACAUAAAAAGGUAAAAAGGGCCUGCGAAUUUAUGGAGAAAGGCUAGCCAAUGAAUGCAGCAUACAGGAUGUUUUGUAUUUUCCGUUUCACGGAAUCGGUGCAUCUGUAGUAUUGAGUGUUGGGAAGGGAAUAAUAUUGGCAACUUAACAACCUAACACUGCGUGUAUUUUUGCUGUAGGGGACAAAACAGUUGAGUUAUCGUAAGACCAAAAGUCUGCCCUUUUGUAUUAAAAUGAAUGUAACAAAGCCUUUGCCGUCCUUUAUUGAAAAGGGUUACCGACAGAGGGCAGGGGGUUGAAACAUCAUGUCAGAAACACCCAAACCCAGCAGCUCAGAAAACAAAACAACAACAACGAACGUACUUUGUUUAUAUGUAUUAAAACAAAACUGUUUUAAUGAAAGCUUCCUUUUUCUGUAUGGAAGAUUGUGAUUUUUCAGUCGUCUUAUGGCAAUUGGGUAAAAAUGUGCAACCUCCUUCACACUAUGACGCCAAGCUGCUAUCCAGCUGCUAAAAGGAAUAAACAAUAAAUUGCAGUAUUUGUAAAACCUCAAA